AAAAUUUGAUUUUGGUUUGGUGCCAAACUAAAAUCAGCUGAUUUUCAUUUACCGCACUACUGCGACUCCCAAUAUCAGUAUUUUCGUUUCAACUGCUCAGUUUACAUUUGAAGAUACCUAUAUAUAAAAACAAGAAUUGAUAAUGGGAUCAUCAAAUGUAUUUACAAUGGGAGGCAAAUACUCUAAAUUAGAUCCUAUGGAGGUUGACGUGCCUCAAAUUAAAAGCCUUUUAGAAAGAGAUCCAUACUUGCAGCCUUACGAGAGGGAGAUUCGCAGGCGUUAUGCUGUGUUUAAAGACUAUAUUGACACCAUUGAAACAAAUGGUGGUGGAUUGGAUAAUUUUACACAGGCUUAUAAGUUUUAUGGUAUGCAUGUACAACCAGACAAUUCAGUGAUAUGCAGGGAAUGGGCACCAGGAGCUAGGGCACUAUUCCUAGCAGGAGAUUUCAAUCAGUGGAAUCGCGGUAGUCAUCCCUAUAAUAAGCUAGAGUAUGGCAAGUGGGAACUAACACUUCCAGCCAAUGCGGAUGGAAGCUGCCCAAUAAAACAUCUCUCAGAAGUUAAGAUUGUAGUGGAAACACACAAUGGGUCUAAAGAAGACAGACUAUCUCCUUAUGCGCCUUAUGUGGUUGAACCUCCUAAAUCUGAGGGCACCAUUUACAAACAAUUAUUUUACAAUCCUCCAGCACAUGAAACUUACACAUUUAAAAGUAAAAGUCCUCCCAGACCUAAAAGUCUUAGAAUAUAUGAGUGUCAUGUUGGAAUAGCUACACAAGAGCUCACUGUUGGAAGCUAUGAGAAUUUUACUCAAAACGUGUUACCACGUAUAGUUAGACAAGGCUACAAUUGCAUCCAAGUGAUGGCCAUAAUGGAGCAUGCUUAUUAUGCUAGUUUUGGUUACCAAGUUACAAGUUUUUAUGCAGCAUCUAGCAGAUAUGGAACCCCUGAUGGCUUGAAAGCUAUGGUAGACAGAGCUCACGAAUUAGGACUAACAGUUUUACUUGACAUAGUUCAUUCACAUGCUUCUAAAAAUGUCUUGGAUGGCAUAAACUUAUUUGAUGGUACUGAGUCCUGUUUCUUCCAUGCUGGACCUAGAGGUACACACUCCCUUUGGGACUCUAGAUUAUUUAAUUAUUCCGAGUAUGAGGUACUCAGGUUUCUUCUGUCCAACAUCAGGUGGUGGAUGGAGGAAUAUAAGUUUGAUGGAUUUAGAUUUGAUGGAUGCACAUCGAUUUUGUACCAUUCUAGAGGUAUUGGCCAGGGUUUUAGUGGCCAUUAUGAUGAGUAUUUUGGAUUGAAUGUGGACACUGAUGGCCUCGUCUAUUUGAUGCUAUGUAACUAUAUGGUGCACAAGUUUAAUCCAGAGGCCAUAACGAUUGCAGAGGAUGUGUCUGGGAUGCCAGGAACUUGUCGCCCUGUUGAAGAGGGCUGUGUAGGAUUUGAUUAUAGACUUGCCAUGGCGAUUCCAGAUAAAUGGAUUGAAGUUCUUAAAAAAUAUAAAGAUGAUGACUGGGAUAUGGCUAAUAUUGUUCACACGUUAACAAAUAGACGUUGGAUGGAAGCAAACGUGGCUUAUGCAGAAUCUCAUGAUCAGGCUUUGGUAGGGGAUAAAACUAUAGCAUUCUGGCUUAUGGAUAAAGAAAUGUAUACCCAUAUGAGUACCGUGUCAGACCCGUCUCCUAUCAUCGACCGUGGAAUAGCCCUACAUAAAUUAAUUCGCUUCUUAACACACGCUCUAGGAGGAGAAGCUUGGCUUAAUUUUAUUGGUAACGAGUUUGGCCAUCCAGAAUGGCUAGAUUUCCCAAGAGCGGGCAAUAAUAGUUCCUACCACUAUGCCAGAAGGCAAUGGAACUUGGUUGAUGAUGAAUUAUUAAAAUAUAAAUACCUAAAUAACUGGGAUAGAGCAAUGAAUAACACAGAGAACAAAUAUGGAUGGCUGGCAGCCCAUCCGGCUUAUGUGAGCUGGAAGCACCAAGAUGAUAAAGUGAUAGUUUUUGAAAGAUCUGGCUGUCUAUUUGUCUUUAAUUUCCAUCCAACAAAAAGCUUUGCGGAUUAUAAAGUUGGUAUAGAGGGAUCUGGUGAAUAUAAAAUUGUCUUGAAUUCCGAUGAGAAAGAAUUUGGAGGAUUUGGUAGGAUAGAUAGUUCUAUUUUAGCGCACGUUAACAGUGAUGGAUACAGUGGUAGAAGGCAUUCACUUCAGGUUUAUAUACCGAGUCGUACCUGCAUAUGUUUAGCGAAUGUAAACACUUUAUAAAUUAUAAUUUGUAUACUUUUAGUAGUUAACAUUCUUGAUUGUUUAAAAUUAUGGCCUGUUCCAGGGCUCUUGUUGAUAUUUAUGAAAAUUUUUUUAAUGUACUGAAAUUAUUUAAUUACAUAUUAUACUCUUUUGUUUACAAAUUUAUCGUUUUUUGUAAAAUAAUUUUUUAGCAAUAAAACUAUUUUUCAUAAAAA
Molecule: messenger RNA, 2451 nt
Organism: Sitophilus oryzae (rice weevil)
Lineage: Eukaryota; Metazoa; Arthropoda; Insecta; Coleoptera; Curculionidae
Product: 1,4-alpha-glucan-branching enzyme
Exons: 11
Coding region: 143-2254 (703 amino acids)
Biological process (GO): glycogen biosynthetic process
Cellular component (GO): cytoplasm
Molecular function (GO): 1,4-alpha-glucan branching enzyme activity; hydrolase activity, hydrolyzing O-glycosyl compounds; cation binding
Source: RefSeq, a predicted model, not a curated record